Thamnophis elegans (Western terrestrial garter snake) is the source of this 2594-nucleotide messenger RNA. It is a transcript of the gene RELB, whose product is annotated as RELB proto-oncogene, NF-kB subunit. Lineage: Eukaryota; Metazoa; Chordata; Lepidosauria; Squamata; Natricidae. Gene Ontology annotation, biological process: non-canonical NF-kappaB signal transduction; innate immune response; inflammatory response. Gene Ontology annotation, molecular function: DNA-binding transcription factor activity, RNA polymerase II-specific; RNA polymerase II cis-regulatory region sequence-specific DNA binding. Gene Ontology annotation, cellular component: cytoplasm. The record is from RefSeq and is a predicted model, not a curated record.
CACUUUUUGGGGGUGGCGGGGCGGGGGGGCCUUCUGCGGGGAAUGUGGGCUCCGCCGGGGGAUGAAGAGCCUGCUGGGACGGAGCCGGAGCGAAAGGAGCCCGAGCGAAAGGAGCCGGAGCCCGGGGAUGGAUGCUGGCUUCUUCUCUAGGCUGUCAGAUGAAUCUCCAGCGGGUCAUGCCAACGCAGAAAGCUGGUUUCAAAUAAACUCUGGCUAACUAUCAGAGAAAGCUUACCAAAGGCUUCUCUCGCUUGCCGCUUCUAACCUGUCCACAAUGCAGCCAACUAGAGAGACUUCGGAUGAAUUAGCCAUCAUCGAUGAGCUGAUUAAAGAAGAUGGUUUUGCUGAGGAUCCAGGAUCCCAGGAUCCGGGCUUCGUUGAUCGAGCCCCCCAAGUUGAUUCCCAGAAGCACCGACUUCACCCCGCCGGGGGAGAUGCGGAGCGCCGGGAGGAUGAGCCUUUUGCAGAACGGGCUGGAGCACUUACGGGGUGUCGGUGGGCCCCGCCCCGGCUUCACCCCAGGAUUCCUUCCCCCAACAGCUGUCCCAGACCCUCAAUAACUUGUCCUUGCGGCCCCAGCUGGUCCCAGAGGGCUGCUGCCCCCCAGCCGGGAUAUGGAUGCUCCUUGGACAGCUCCUGGCCCUUCGGGGUGCGCCACGGUGGCCCCAGAACCUCUGGAUGACGCCAUGCGGGACCCCAAGCUGGUGAUCAUCGAGCAGCCGAAACAACGAGGGAUGCGCUUCCGGUAUCAGUGCGAAGGGCGGUCAGCCGGGAGCAUUUUGGGAGAAGGGAGCAGCGAGACCAACAAAACGCUGCCUACCAUUGAGCUGCAGAACUUCGAGGGGAUCCCGGAAGUGAUGACGGCUUGCUUGGUCUGGAAGGACUGGCCUUAUCGGAUCCAUCCUCACAGCCUGGUAGGGAAGGACUGCAGCAACGGCCGUGAAGUGACUCUGAAGCCUCGAAUCAAUGCCAGGCAUAGCUUCAACAACCUUGGGAUCCAGUGUGUGAAGAAGAGGGACAUAGAAGAAUCCAUAGAGAAGAAACUACAACUUGGAAUCGACCCUUUCAAAGCUGUUCACUCAAGAAUCCCCAAAGAGGUUGACAUGAACGUGGUCCGGAGUUUCCAGGCCUCUUACCAGGAUUCUAUGGGGAAGACGUGGCAUCUGAACCCAUCCUCUCGGGAACCAUCUGUGACAAAAGUAGAAUCCACAAACACGUCGGAGCUCAAAAUCUACCGGAUGAACAAAGAACAGGGAACCUGCGUUGGCGAAGAAUUUUAUCUGCUGUGCGACAAGUCCAGAAAGCCUCUUCCACUGCCUAGUUUCCAAAUUUCUGCCCAGGCUGGAAAUUUAGAUUCCUUGAAUUUGGUUCCCAACCCUCCUAAUCGUUGCUUCACCAUCUUACUUGGCAGAGACAUUUCCGUCGUUUUCCGGAAAGACGCUUGGGAAGGCAAAGCUGAUUUUUCCCAAGCGGAUGUCCCGCAGAUCGCCAUCGUCUUCAAGACCCCCCCUUACCACCUGGACAUCCUGGAGCCUGUGGAAGUGGAGGUGUACCUGCGUCGCUUGACGGACAGCGUUUCCAGCGAACCGUUCCCCUUCACCUACCUGCCCAAAGACACAGAUACAUACCGGGUCAACAAAAAACGGAAGCAAGGUAUGCCUGAUGUCCUGGAAGAACUUUCUGGUCCAGAUCCUCAUGGGAUUGAAGCAAAAAGGAAGAAGAAGAAGCCUGACUAUCUGGACCAUUUCAACUUGACUCCUUCAGCAGACUUCUCCUUAUCCUCCCAAGAUCGGGGUUUCCUGCCCAGCAUGGAACGUAUCAUGCUGCCGGAUCUCUAUGAGGAAUUUGGUCGGUUUUCCGGAUUUUCACCUUACAGCGGCCCCAGCUUGAGCGACGUGGUUCUGCCCUCUGCUACGAACUACGCAGAGAGGCCAGAACAGGAAUUCUUGCUUGAUGCUUAUUCGGUCCAUUCGGGCAUCACCAUCCCUCUGGUGCUGCCCGAGGAUUCGGAGCCCGAAGAUGUGGCGGCCUUGGUGGGAAGCAGCAUGUUCCCCAGCCAGUACAAAGAGGAGGAAGGAGAUCUAGAAAUGGAGAACCCCGCAGACGCGUGUGACAGAAGGGCCCUAGUCUCUCCAUUUUGGGAGGAACCAACAAAAGAUUUAUUUCUCGCUGACAAACCUGGUAGUAAUCUCUGCGGGACGGCCCUCUCUGGGAGAAGAUGACGUGAAAAAAACAUGGAAAAAGAUGGCGUUCAUCGCGGGAUAACGGAAGAGAAAUUGCAUCCUUAGGCGGGAAGGAUUCUCUGCGCGUGCUUCCUGUUUCCCUUGAUUCUCGCAGCGCGUAAACUCAGCAGCGAGAACUGGAUGGGUUUUCGAAUUCCCGCGAAGCUGCAGGAUGGUUUCCUGGCGUUGGGCUUAGCGUGAUGCGCGAACCUAGGUUGAAAAAUAAUACAGGUAGUCCUCAACUUACGACCGCAACUGAGCCCCCAAAGGUUUGUGACUGAAAGGGAGACGUUUCUUACGUCAGUUUUGCCCCAUUUUAUGAUCCUUCCUUGCCGCCGCCGUUAAGUGAAUCCCCGCAGUUGUUAAGUUAGU